Contarinia nasturtii (swede midge) is the source of this 989-nucleotide messenger RNA. RefSeq names its product ubiquitin-conjugating enzyme E2 H (gene UbcE2H). NCBI's taxonomy places the organism in Eukaryota, Metazoa, Arthropoda, Insecta, Diptera, Cecidomyiidae. The coding region runs from base 125 to 673 and encodes 182 amino acids. The transcript has 5 exons. Gene Ontology annotation, biological process: ubiquitin-dependent protein catabolic process; protein polyubiquitination. The record is from RefSeq and is a predicted model, not a curated record. Gene Ontology annotation, molecular function: ubiquitin conjugating enzyme activity. Gene Ontology annotation, cellular component: nucleus.
AUACAAGCAGUGAGGUUGUGUUGGUACGUCGAACUGUCACAGAAAGCAAAAUAAGUAUUUUCGUGAAGAGCAAAACUAUCAAGCACAAAUUCAUUUCAUUGUUUGGUGUGAAUCAGCUUAGAAAAUGUCAUCGCCGAGUGCAGGAAAACGUCGCAUUGAUACUGAUGUCAUAAAAUUGAUAGAAAGUAAACACGAAGUCACCAUCAUCGGUGGUUUGAAUGAGUUUUGCGUCAAAUUCUUCGGUCCAAAAGGCACUCCGUAUGAAGGCGGUGUUUGGAAAGUUCGGGUUCACCUACCAGACAAUUACCCAUUCAAGUCGCCAAGUAUAGGAUUUAUGAACAAAAUCUUUCACCCAAAUAUCGAUGAAGUGUCAGGCACUGUUUGUUUGGAUGUUAUUAAUCAAACCUGGACUGCACUAUACGAUCUAUCGAAUAUUUUCGAACAAUUUCUGCCGCAGCUGUUAACAUAUCCAAAUCCGCAGGAUCCGUUAAAUAGUGAGGCGGCCGCACUAUUUCUUCACACACCAGAUGAUUACAGUAAACGGGUGUCCGAUUAUGUCAAGCGUUUUGCUACCGAAGAAGCCUUACGCGAACAAACAGAAAACGAAAGUUCGGACAGCGAAUCGAGCAUGUCUGAUUUUAGUGAAAAUGUUGCCGAAGACAUGGAACUGUAACGUAAAACAGUUAACCAACAAUUUUUGUGUUGCGUGUGUGAAGCGAAUGUGUCUACUGUCAUUGACUUUCGUUUAAAAGCAACCAAUUAAGUUGAUACCUUCGAUGAUAAUCUUAAGACAACAACAUCAACACUCAAACUAAAGCAAAACAUCAACAAAACAAAUGAUAUAUGGAACCCAAAUCAUGGAACCUUAAUUGUAAUACACUUUUUUUCUGUUUAUUUUGCGCUUCUUUCACUUUGAAACAAAUUAUAGCCAGUCCUUUUUCUAGUAGUUUAAUUAUCGGUAAUAAUAUUAAUGAGUUGUACAUUUCAUA